AUGGUUCUCAGUGCUGCUCCUCUUUCGAGGACAGGGCCUGUCAAGAGGUCCGCCUCUAGCCUUGGGGCUGAUAGCCUUGGUUGGGAAACUGCUCCGGUCAUGAACUCCCCUCUCCGUGCAACAGUCAACAUGCCCUUCACCCAUUACUCGCUUAUCUAUCUGGACCACAUGGGUCAUUUGCAAGUUCAGGAGUCGCCUUCGAUCAACGACCAGAACCUUACCGUCUUCACGAACGACGUGCGCGAGAAGUUCCUGGAAAUCCUAGGUUCAAAGAUCAACUACAGCAAGCCAUUGAUUCGCAGUAUCCCAGCUGCUUUGAGCUAUGAUCGCAUGGACGAAAAAUACCGGCGUCAGGCCAAGAGGCGCAAGACUCAACCUGCUCCUCCUUCUGAUAAGCUGCAAUACUCGAACCCUGACACAAACGCCAUGCAAGACCUGCCCCCUGUUGCUGCCGUUCACAGGGUUGCUCUGAUGAUCGGCGAUUCGGACAAGGUGCUCCGGUAUUACCAGGUUGCCUUGAAGCACUUCCAGCAAACCAACUGCCGUGUCGUUUGCAAGGCAUUUAUCAAAGUCAUCGAGCCGCGCAAGCAAGUCCGACACCCCUAUAACGGUGGCCGAGCCAAACCGGGAGCGCCCCCUGGUUCUAGGGGGGACCCAGAGUUGACCAAGCCCGCAUGGUGGCCAGCUCAUGUGAUCCACAGAGAGCCUGAUCACCUUAAGAAGAAUGAGCGACUUGAACUUCUGCUCCACAUCAUCCGGAAUCUCUCCUCCAACGGCUUCACCGCUGAAGCUUUGCAGGAAGUUGCCCACGACUGCAGGCGACAAAUCCAGGACGACAAAAUGCCCAUCUUGAACGAGAUAUUUAGAGUGCGCAAGAUGGAGGAACGAUACGAGAGGGGCGAAAUUGAUGCAACCACAAUUGUAUAUGUCCAGGCAAGGGAGGACAAGGAGGACAAGGAAGAAAAGGAGCCCGCAUCCCCAGCCGAGCCUGUACAGAAGAUCGAGCCGGAAGAGACAGAGGCGAACGAGGUCAUCAUCCCGGCAACAUCUUCAAUGGCAGACUUUUCAGCGCAGUUCACUGCCAUGGAUUCGGCCGGCAUGUCAACCCAUCGUGCCACCUCCUUGGAAGCGGAUAGAGGCCAGCUCUUCCCUCUACCAGAAUCGCUCAGCUACGGCGAGUCGACUCAAACAGAUCGAUCCUUUUACUCGACCUCGGGCGACUACAGCGACGACUACUCUUCGCACCCCACUAUCAAGACUCCCACAAGCAUCGAGAUGGUCAGCCCAAUUGAACCAGCUUCGUCGUUUGAAUACUUGGCCCACGCUCCCCUCACUACUACUGAUGGUGCAGAGCAUCAUCGCACCACGGCAAUGUCGAUGCAGCACUCCAUCGGGCCAUACGAUACCUGGGCAGCGCCGACCUACAGGCAACAACCCCUGUACGGAUCCUACGACUACAGUGCCGCAGUGACCACGCAAGCGAUGUCCCAACCGGCCAUGCACUACCAGAUCCCAAUGGACGAGAUGCACGGCCUUCCCGAACUCACAUCCACCAGGAUGUCUCCCUUCCGCACCGGCUCUCUGGGCCACCCAACCCUCACCCACCAGUCUCCCGAGCGGCUGUGAAGAACAUUGCUCAGACGAAACGAUUACGCAACGAAUUUAUAUGAACCGCAUCAUUUUUCUAGCCUCUGUCUCAUACUUCAUUUACACAUGUUCUGUUUUGGGCUAGGGUUACCUUUUUCGCAUCUCCUUUAGUUUCCUUUUUGACCCAGAUGAUCGAGGGACAUUUGCGCACGAGCUUCUGUUUUCAUGGGUUUUAUGUACGUGGUUUAGAUUGUGGGAGGGAUUCCACUUUUUGUGAUAUUUUCUGAUGGCAAAGCGGGGUGGUCGAUCUGAUAGACUUCGGC
Aspergillus homomorphus CBS 101889 is the source of this 1910-nucleotide messenger RNA. RefSeq lists its product as uncharacterized. The record is from RefSeq and is a predicted model, not a curated record. The transcript is spliced from 5 exons. The coding region runs from base 1 to 1626 and encodes 541 amino acids. Lineage: Eukaryota; Fungi; Ascomycota; Eurotiomycetes; Eurotiales; Aspergillaceae.